UUCAAGGCUCCGUCUCUUGCAACGCCAACAGAGCUAGCUAUAUUGGCAUUUGUGUGUAUCCGUAAUUAAGGAGGUCCUCAAAAUUUAACUCUCUGUGUUUGAUCAACAACUUCCUUCCUUCCUUCCUUCCUUCCUUUCCUUCCUUUCCUUCCUUCCUACAGUUAGCUGCCUUUUACUGGUCGAUCGGGAAAACAAGAGAGAGCACGCAUUCCAAAUUUGCAUUUCUGUGUGGUGUUGUCUGCAGGAAGUCGAUCAUUUUUCUUUUUUUAAGGUGUGGUUUCCAUAAAUUCUCAAUGGCCGGGGGAUCUAAUUCACCUUGUGCCUCCUGCAAGUUGCUAAGGCGCCGCUGUGCUAAGGAUUGUAUCUUCGCUCCUUACUUCCGUCCUGAUGAACCCAAAAAGUUCGCCAUUGUUCACAAGGUCUUCGGUGCUAGCAAUGUCAGCAAGAUGUUGCAGGAACUUCCGGUUCACCAGAGGGCUGAUGCAGUGAAUAGUCUGGUUUAUGAAGCCAGCGCGAGAGUGCGGGAUCCGGUCUAUGGAUGCGUUGGGGCGAUAUCUUGCCUACAGAAUCAGGUCUCCCAGUUACAGCUUCAGCUCGCCGUGGCUCAAGCUGAAAUACUCUCCAUUCAGAUGCAGCAGCCGCAUCAGCAGCAGCAGGAGCAGGAGCCGAGCUUAUUAUUACCAUCGCCAUCAAUGUUAUCAUCCCUGCAGACUGAUCAUCAGGAUAUUGAUGAUGAUAAGUCGUCGACGUCGCUUCUUCUGUCCAGCGCUGCCAACAUCAUCAAUAAUAACCAGCUCAACCUUUCCGGCCAGUACUUUGGCUUUGCUUCCUCUGUCGUCAAUGUAGUCCAAGAUCCUCUAAAGAGAGAGUCCCUCUGGAUUUGAUUUUAUUAAUUAAUAGCUUAAUUGGCUACACUAGACUAGACAGAUAAUUUCACAACUUAAUUGCAGUUACUAAUAAUUAGCUAAUUAUCAUAUACUACAUACACGCAAUAUAUAUAA
Molecule: messenger RNA, 1001 nt
Organism: Punica granatum (pomegranate)
Lineage: Eukaryota; Viridiplantae; Streptophyta; Magnoliopsida; Myrtales; Lythraceae
Source: RefSeq, a predicted model, not a curated record